Vanessa atalanta (red admiral) is the source of this 2163-nucleotide messenger RNA. RefSeq names its product transcription factor SPT20 homolog. The record is from RefSeq and is a predicted model, not a curated record. Gene Ontology annotation, molecular function: protein binding. NCBI's taxonomy places the organism in Eukaryota, Metazoa, Arthropoda, Insecta, Lepidoptera, Nymphalidae. The coding region runs from base 1 to 2163 and encodes 720 amino acids. The transcript is spliced from 2 exons.
AUGACUAAGUUGCUAGCAUAUAUAUUUUGCAUUUUAGCCCUUGCGGCGCUAAGCAAAUCGAAACAACUAAAAACUGGCCCACGAGCAAUAGAAGAAUCAUCAACAUCAUCAAAUUCGUCACAGAAGUUUGAUAAGAGAUUUGUUACUCAAGAGUAUACAUUAUAUCUGACACCGCAAGAUAUUAAGAAUUUAAAAAAUGGCAAAGUAUCUGUGGACGCUCAAGUACAAAUCGACGCAGAAAAAGUUCGUCAACAAUCAGGUUUACAAAACUCUAAUCGAGAACAACAGUUAAACGCGUAUAAUCAAUACAACAAGAUUAACUCUCAAGUUGUACAACCCCAAGCUAAAUUUGGUGGACUUGUAUCGCGUAACGAUAAACAACAACAACAGAAAGAAAAUAAUGAAUACAACAAAGCUAUCUCACAAAUUGAAGAGGCCCAGACAGAACUUCGUGGACUUAAUCAACAACUGAAAGAAUAUAAUGAAUACUACAAAGCUAUCUCACAAAUAACAGAAUCUCAGCCAGAAUUUCGUGGUCUUCUUUCACGGAACAAUUUACAACAACAACUGAAAUCUCAGCCUGAACUUCGUGAACUUAAUCAACAACAACAACUAAGAGAAUAUAAUGAAUAUAACAAAGCUAUCUCACAAAUUGAAGAAUCUCAGCCAGAACUGCGUGGACUUUUGUCACGUAACAAUCAAGAACAACAGCUGAACGAAUAUAACAAAGCUAUCGCACAAAUUGAAGAAUCCCAGCCAGAACUUCGUGAAUUUCUAUCACGUAACAAUCAAGAACAACAGCUGAACGAAUAUAACAAAGCCAUCGCACAAAUUGAAGAAUCCGAGCCAGUGCUUCGUGAAUUUCUAUCACGUAACAACCAAGAACAACAGCUGAACGAAUAUAACAAAGCUAUCGCACAAAUUGCAGAAUCCCAUCCAGAACUUCGUGGAUAUCUAUCAAGCAGUAAUCAGCAACAAGAACUGAAAGAAUAUAAACAGUAUAACAAUAUUUUCUCACAAGUUGAAGAACCCCAGGCAGAAUUUCGUCCAAUUUUAUCGAAAGAUAAUCAACAACAACAACUGAAAAAAUAUAAUCAAUACAAUAAGAUUCCCUCAAAAACUGAAGAACCCCAGGUAGAACUUAGGGGACUUUUAUCACAUGACAAUCAACAAGAAAGACAACAACAACCUUUGAAAACCUACAAUCAAUACAACAAGAAAACCUCACAGGCUGAAGAACCCAAAGUAGAACUUCGUGGACUGUUAUCGCAUGACAAUCAACAACAGCAAAGGUUAAAAACAUAUAAUCAGUACAACAAGGUAAUCUCUCAAAUUCCAAAGGCUCAGGUCGAACCUCUAUCUCAGGACAAUCAACAAAAACAAUUAAAAACAUAUAAUCAAUACAAUAAGAUUUUCUCACAAGUUGAAGAACCACAGGCAAAUCGAGAAGUGCUAUCGCAAUAUUCAUUUUACCCUAAAACAACUUCUGAUAACCAACAAAUAAAUUAUGAUUUUACAAACUUAUAUGCAGAGCAAAAACCAAUGGAAGAACAGAGACAAAAUGUUUUCGAUGACAUUUUUAGAAAUGAACCACAGAACAAUUUCAAUACUCAAAAAGAAAGAAAAACAGCAGAAGAGAGUGUUUUAAAAAAAGAGUAUGAUUGGGUACCAUUUAGUCCAGAAUCUGCUAAUAAGGAAAAGUUCUUACCUUAUGUACAGCUAAAACAGCAAUGGGACGGUAUUUUAAGUCAAAACCGUUUGCAAAUGCAAGAAUUAAAUGUUCAAAAGGAAAACCAAAACAUGAACGGAACAAACACACAGAGAAAUGAAGCUAAACAAAUACAAUCAGAUGGUAAAAAUGAACAGAAAACUGAAGUUGAGAAACAAAUAGAAUCAAUAUUUAGGCAGCAACAAGCCUUCGAAGAUGAAAGACAAAAUGAACAAGCUAAAGCUGUCAAUCAAAGACCACCAAUAAUUAUCCACAAAGAGGUAAGUGUAACGAAACACCUUCCCGUGCCGGUUGUAAGAAAAUUCAAAGUUGCAGUUCCAACACCAGUCCUAGUUCCUGUUCCUGAGCCCUACGAGGUUAAAAUCCCACAUCCUUAUCCCGUACCUUUAGAAAUUGUCAAGCAUAUUCCUGUACCGGUAGUUAAACACUAUUAG